AUGGAGCCCAACCCCAAAUCACAGCAAUCUCCCGGCGCAAUCGACCCCUCCGAUGCGUCCUCCCGCCCCACGCAUCAGCUGGACGGCGUCAAGGUGGGCGAUGACGGCGUCCAGCUCCUCGUCUCAACAAAAGACCACCUAUACAACGCCAAGAAUGUCGAGGCCGGAGCGAACUCAUGGCAGGUCAUCGGUGCGUGGAACGACGCCUCGGUCCAGGAACUCGCCAAGAUGAUCAACCAGCGCCAGGCCUCGCUCAACCGAGAGACUUCGACCGCAGCGGGCUUUGGGAGUUACGGUACUGGUUAUACUCUUAGAGCGCCCGGGGGUGCAAAUGUUGGGAUUGUACCGCCACAGAGGACUGAAUAG
Messenger RNA from Ilyonectria robusta, 366 nucleotides. RefSeq lists its product as uncharacterized. The record is from RefSeq and is a predicted model, not a curated record. The coding region runs from base 1 to 366 and encodes 121 amino acids. The transcript has a single exon. NCBI's taxonomy places the organism in Eukaryota, Fungi, Ascomycota, Sordariomycetes, Hypocreales, Nectriaceae.